AUGGGUGUGUGGGCGUGGAAGAAGUGUUCUGCAGCCGGUGCUGAGGCUGAGUGUGAGAAUUAUACCUUUAGUGGCUUUGAUGUGCACAUGCAUGGCGGGAAUGGUGAGCUGGGUGCUGUGUGCCACGUGGCCAAUGCGGUGCACACAUGUAGCAACUGUGCUGCCAGCUGUGCAAGGAAAGAGGAAGGGGCCACCGCUGCCUUCACGAUGAAUGUGACGACGCAUAAACACGACGGCCCUUAUGAAUUGUGGUGGCGUCAAUUUUCUUCCGAUGGAACCAUCCAUCCGCCUGCACGGAGCAGAGAUGCUGACCGGACGGGCAUCUGUCAGUUGCCGCCACCCCGUGAAGGGAAGGAUGAGAGAAGAUCUGGUGGGACAACUGCGCCGCAAGUUAAUGCUGAGCCGUCACGUCAGAACGAGGAUUGGCCACAGUCUGCGGCGGCUGACGGACCCAACACCGUCGAUCCGAGUCCCGCAUCCAACACGGAGACCAACACGUCUGGGAAAAGGCCUCGCAUUGCAACCGAUCCGAAAGAAAACGUGGCUCCAACACCACCCUAG
Trypanosoma cruzi is the source of this 561-nucleotide messenger RNA. RefSeq lists its product as uncharacterized. Bases 1 to 561 code for a protein of 186 amino acids. Lineage: Eukaryota; Euglenozoa; Kinetoplastea; Trypanosomatida; Trypanosomatidae. The record is from RefSeq and is a predicted model, not a curated record. The transcript has a single exon.